Belonocnema kinseyi is the source of this 565-nucleotide messenger RNA. It is a transcript of the gene mRpL33, whose product is annotated as 39S ribosomal protein L33, mitochondrial. The record is from RefSeq and is a predicted model, not a curated record. Gene Ontology annotation, cellular component: mitochondrion. The transcript is spliced from 3 exons. The coding region runs from base 100 to 300 and encodes 66 amino acids. Gene Ontology annotation, biological process: translation. Lineage: Eukaryota; Metazoa; Arthropoda; Insecta; Hymenoptera; Cynipidae.
CACUGCAAAAUUCAUUUUCGUGUUUUCGACUGUACAAGUUUAUUUUGAUUGUUUUUAUUGAAUUUAGAGUGAGAGAAGAAGAGUUAUAAUAUUCAAAUUAUGUUUCUCACAAAUAUAUUACUAGCAGAAGCCAAGAAGAAAAGCAAAUACCUAAUGGUAACGGUUCAAAGCAUGGUUAGCGGACAUUCAAUAAUACUUGUUCGUCCAAGAGAACAGGAUAAAUAUGAAUUGAUUAAAUUCGAUCCAUGGAUCCGAAAGAUGGCAUAUUACAAAGAAAUUAGGAAGAUACGUGCGUUGUAAGGUAGAAAUAAAUAUAUCAUUUGUUUUUAAUAUUUAAUAUCCGGAUCGUUUUUCGACGCUUGCAUUGUACAUAACUCGCCUUCCUAAAACAUGAAAGUGGACUUUAAAGUCAGUCCGCUUUAUUUUCGGAAUUAUUUGAAAUAUGUUUUGAACAAAAAGGAGAGAGGUGGAAAAAUCUGCGAAUUAUUGUUAAAUAAUUUUACAACGACGUUACAGUAAUAAAUACUUAGCUAACACAUAUUCAAUAAACCAACCAGGUUUUAAA